Molecule: messenger RNA, 2578 nt
Organism: Mangifera indica (mango)
Lineage: Eukaryota; Viridiplantae; Streptophyta; Magnoliopsida; Sapindales; Anacardiaceae
Product: protein GRAVITROPIC IN THE LIGHT 1
Exons: 3
Coding region: 685-2082 (465 amino acids)
Biological process (GO): negative gravitropism; response to red or far red light
Source: RefSeq, a predicted model, not a curated record
UUUACAGAUUGUGUCCUUUAUCGUCAUUUUCGUUCUUUCUUCGUCAUCUUCCAAAUUAAAAAAAUAAAAAACCAUUUCAUUUCAGCAGCCUGUGCUUUCGUACCAAUUUUGAUCGGAAAUUAGAAAAUUGAAAAUCGUCUUAAAUAAUUGGUUUGUUUUGAGAUUAUAGAAGGAAGGUGAAGGUUUUUUGUAUGGUGGUAGAGAAGAGAAAUAGAAGUUGCUACUGAAUUGUCAGUCGUUCGCUGUGGUGUUUUUGUCCUUGCGUUUUCUUGAGAUCUACGCUAAACAUGGAGUGUUGACAAGUUCAAACUUCUUCCUCUGAUUGUCAAAGGCUCCAGCUAGCUCCUGCUUAUUGAUUUGGAUGUCAUUAUUCUUCUUCUGUUAAUUUUUUUCUCUUUGCCGCGUUAAAGCUUGACUCUUUUCAGUCAUUGAGAGAAAGCAAGUUGUAGAGUAUAAAAAGCUUGUGGAACCCAAAACGAAAAGAUAUUCUAAUGGUGCUUUAGUGUCCAUGGCCUCGGUCUAAGUGUUAAAGUAUAUCGUUUGCUAGCUUUUUUCUUUCAUUCCUUCUACACGCUCAUAAUAAUCAUCAUAACCCCAUCUUUAUUAUCUUUGUUUUUUUUCCUUUUUAAAUUUGGGAUGUCUUAGAAUUUUCAAUAGCAUCACAAUCUGUAGUUUCUUCUGCAGAUGGAAUCUGUGAAACCUUCAGCCAUGACUCCAGCCAAGAGUAAAUUGGCACGUACGUUUGCUAAAGUUCUUCAUAUUCGAGCUGUAUCUGGGGUUGCUCCGGUUGAUGGAGUUAAGAAAGUUAAGCCUCAGGAGAAGGUGGUCAAAGAUGAUCAGAAGCCUGUUAAAAGUAAAGGUAGUUGGUCUCAGUUAUUUGACAAGGAUGAUAAAGAUGAUGAAAACAAAGUGGUCAUUGAAGCUCUUCUUGCAAAAAUUUUUGCAACCAUUUCAUCAGUUAAAGCUGCGUAUAGUCAAUUGCAAUACGCGCAGUCUCCAUAUGAUGCCGAGGGUAUUCAAUCUGCUGAUUGUUUGGUAGUUAAAGAGUUGAAGAAUUUGUCUGAAUUUAAGCAGUGUUACUUUAAGAAACAGUUUGAUUUUUCCCCAGAGAAAACGUUGGUUUCUGCUGAAAUUCAGGAGUUGAAUAGUCUUCUAAAGACUUAUGAAAUCAUGAGGAAGAAGUUAGAAUCUCAGCUGAGGCUCAAGGACUCUGAAAUCAUAUUUCUUAGAGAGAAGUUAGAGGAAAUCAAUAAACAAAACAAGUUAACAGAGAAGAGAUUAUAUUCAAGUGGCCAGUUAUCUAUGCUUGAUCAUCUGCACUUCUCAGGGUUAAGUCCUAGUCAUUUCAAUGCAGUUCUUCGGCAUGCUGUGAAAUCUAUCAGAGGCUUCGUCAGGUUAAUGAUUGAUGAGAUGAAAACUGCCGGAUGGGAUAUUGAUGCUGCAGCCAAUUCAAUUCAACCAAAUGCGGUUUAUUAUAAAGCUGAUCACAAAUGUUUUGCAUUUGAAUCCUUCGUUUGCAGGGAAAUGUUCAAUGCUUUUCAUUACCCCAAUUACUCCCCAGCAAAGGAGCCGUUGCCAGAGAGAAAGAAACAACAACAGCAACAGCUGUUCUUUGAGAGAUUCACAGAACUAAAGUCUGUGAAGGCAAAAGAUUAUCUCUCAAGGAAGUCUAAAUCAUCCUUUGGAAAAUUUUGCCGGGUCAAGUACUUGCAAGUGAUUCACCCGAAAAUGGAAUCAUCAUUUUUUGGCAAUCUUAACCACAGGAACCUUGUGAAUUCUGGUGAAUUUCCAGAUACCGGAUUCUUUGCCUCAUUUGCAGAAAUGGCAAAACGUGUUUGGCUUCUACACUGCUUGGCCUUUUCAUUUCAGCCUGAGGCCUCAAUCUUUCAAGUAAACAAAGGGACUCGAUUCUCGGAAGUCUACAUGGAAAGCUUAGAUGAUGAAGCCUUCCUUCCAUCAAACAACACACAAGAAUCCGACCCUCGAGUCGCUUUCACAGUUGUUCCAGGCUUUAGGAUCGGUAAAACUGUUCUACAGUGCCAGGUUUAUCUCUCCCAAUUUCAAACUAAUCACAACCACUAAUCACGAUUGGACCACAUCCUAAAACAUUGAUUGACUGGAAGGCCAUCCUCCUGGGAAAAAACUUGGAUGUGGGCAAUGCACAUGUAUCCAUCGAAUGAGUCAGCAACGCAUGAGCAAAAAUGACAUAUAAUGCAUCCUCAUUGGUCGGAUACGUUGCACCGUCGGCAUCCAAGAUUUUCUCAAAGUUCUGAUUUUUCUUUCAAAAAGUAAAGAUCAGACAAAUGGGUUGCCUGGUCGAUUAGUGUGUUGUGGGGACUCUAAGAUGGAUUUUGUCCUUUAUCUAUGUGGCCAAUUUGAAAAGAAAACCGCGUAGACUGAAUGAGUCAUUUUAGCUUAUAUGAUGUAAUGGGACUUCCUGCCAAAAUUUUGUUGAUAUUAGGCCAAUGACAGAGGGAUGUUAGCUGUUUUGCAUCAUUACUUUAUAAUUGUAUUGAUGUUUGUAAUGUACAUAUUGAUUUAUUUAAUAUUUAUAUAUCCUAGGUGGGAAUUUCAAUUA